AUGAUAUUGUUCAACUCUGUAUGGGAGCUUGCAACAUUAGCAAUAGUUAGACUCUCCAUGUGUAAACCGAAGGAGAAGGAUGUCAAGAAUGAAUCUCACGAGGAAGAAAUGGCUAUGAUCCAUAAGCUUCAGAAAUGGAAUGAAGGAGAGGGGGAUAUAUUUACAUCCAUUGUACAACUGCAGUGA
Molecule: messenger RNA, 186 nt
Organism: Brugia malayi
Lineage: Eukaryota; Metazoa; Nematoda; Chromadorea; Rhabditida; Onchocercidae
Gene: Bm584
Exons: 2
Coding region: 1-186 (61 amino acids)
Source: RefSeq, a predicted model, not a curated record